Molecule: messenger RNA, 3021 nt
Organism: Rodentolepis nana
Lineage: Eukaryota; Metazoa; Platyhelminthes; Cestoda; Cyclophyllidea; Hymenolepididae
Source: the annotation of a GenBank genome assembly
AUGGCGGAACUGGGGAAUUUAAUAGAAUGCCUUCGCGAUAUUCUUCCAAAUAAUUACGCGGAUGAAGCUGACCCCAUACUUCGCCUACGCUCGUAUAUCGAACGCUACCUUAAUCGUCUCGAUGAUAAUGCGGAUUUGGCCAAUUCCAUUCAGGAAUUGGAAACACAUGAAGCUUAUGUCCUCUGUUCCUUGCACCUUUUAGAUUCGUUAGCUCGCCUCGAUGCUCCAAACGCUAAAGAAUCACCUUUAUUUAGUGUCUACCAAUUGCGGCAAAUUUCUCAAUGCUUAGAAUUUGUUGUCUGUCUUGGAAUAUAUCCCCUUCUUUCUUCUGGCGUUUCUAUGCCCUUGGAUUUGCGACUUGAUAACUUUGAGAAGUUUAAAUGUCCUUCUUCGAAAAAUCACGAAGUUCGGAUCCUAAUUCUGUCCAAGAUUUCUAACUGUUUUGAUAGUCUUCUUAACUCUCCAAUUGAUGCCCUAAAGGAUCUUUUUUCUAUUAACAAAUUUCUUGGGGAUUAUCUUGCUGUUCUGUUUCAACUGGGCUUCGGUCCUUUCCCCAAGGAAAUGCUCAGUUCUAAAUCAAUUUUGGAUGUCAUUCGUAAAUCACGAACUCGUCUUCUUGAUAUCGUCGAUCGAUUACCGCGUUCGUUAGCGUUUAAGCAACUAUUUCUCUUUCAGUCCGGCUUCACUCGGAAGAAGUCUUCAGAUAAGGCGACUCGUGCUCCAAAGUGGCUUUGUAGCGCCUGUGGUCGACUGAUAACCCGCCUUUUUAUGGCUCGUUCCCAAAGUACUACCGGGCAAUCCGCCUUAAAAGAUCUAAUAGUCGGUGUUGUAGAUGUCCAUUCUACCGAUCCUCGACAUGUUCCAGCUGUGGCCUCCUCUCUAGCCCAUAUUCUUGCCACUCCACCACAGGCCUGUUCUUCCUCCGACGAAUACUUCACCAGUCUUUCCUUUCAAAUCACUGAUGUUCUUUCCACGUCCAGAACUAAACCUGUCGGUUCUAAGGACGUUUUACCUCAAAUAACCCGAUUAGUUGCCGUUAAUACUAUUCAUGCCAUCUGUGAGAGAGAUCUUGAGCUUGGUAAACGGCUGUUUUUGAAUGAACUCAUUUCCAAAUUAAACAAGAUUAUGUCGACCGAUGAGAGUGGCGAUGUCAAGAUACCGUCAGGGGUUAUUGAUAUCUCUGAUGUGGAGGAAGUACUCUCUGCAGAAGACUUGUUCUUUGUUACAGACUUUAUCUCUGAACUUUUAGACACCAGGCAUCCAUCACAAGCGCUGUGCAAUCUCUUGGCAAGGUAUUCUCACAUUUGGUUUCAUUUCUGCUCUCUUCUCAAAUUGGCGUCUCCAAGUGGGAUUGAAGGAGAGGUCGAGGAGGAAUGCCAAAUUAAAGAGGCAUCUGAUCCCUCUCCUGUUAAUGAAUUCAGAUCAAGACUUCUCUCAAUUCUGUCAAAUCACCUCCUUUAUCCGGAGAUAUCUUUUCGGCUCAUUCGAGGCUGGAUUCACCUGCCUCCACUUGACCUAUCUACAUUUAAACCCCUUUCUUCAUCGGAAGUCGAUUCGUUUUUGUUUCCUCUAUCUAGUUCGAUAAUUCUUCGUCCGGCUUCUCUAAUUGUUUCGAGUUCAUUAGAGUCUUCUAUGCCUCAAGCACCGUUUCGUGUAACCAGGACAGCUGAACCUUUAUUCCAACAUUCUCUUGAAAUGAUUUCCGCUAGAAUUGCCACUGUAAUUGACUUACUUUCAUCACCUUUAAACGUAAAUGUAAUUGGAGACGGCUCUACGGGAGCAGAUGAGGAACAAAAGUUGGAAGAAAAAGCAGAACAAAUGCUUAACACGUGGACGAAGGGAUAUCAAGAAGACUCUGAGCAACGAUCUAAUCUUGCUGCAAAGCUACUUCUCAGUCUUAUUUCCGACAUUAACUCUAGAGUUGUGGGAGAUAUUAAUGAAGAGAAAUGCAGCAUUCAGGUCGUCAUUCAGCCGACGAAGUUUGAUAAUGAGAGAGCACAUCAGGACUUCUCGAUUCCAUUGAGUGCCUGCCUUCUUGCGAACUCCAUGCUUGAAUGUCUGGAUCCUUCAAAUCUCUGGCCAUCUGAACCUGCUUUAGCUGUUCAACUAAUAUCGUUAACCCUAUCACGACUUUGUGCAGUAAUUGAUGUGAUAACCGAAAAGAAUCUACUCAAGAUUGCAGAGGAAUCACUUAAUCUCAUUCUUGGAAUAGCAGCCUUCUUCGUCAAUUACAUGGAGAAGGGAGAUAAGGUGUCAACCGAAGUGCGUGACCACUUCGUUGAACUGGUUCCUUUAAUGCAACGAGUUGAAUCCUCUUUUCCAGCGUCUAGCGCAUCGGCUGAAUUAGCUCAACAGAUCAGAAUUGCACUCUGUACACGCGGUGCCUUCCCAAUUCCAUCACAAAGUCCGCAGCCCAAACCUGCUUCCAAUAAGUGCCUAAUCGAAGAGUUAUCUUGGACUUCCUCAACAGAUAAUCAUUCAGUCUCCCCAUCGAAUCCAAAGACUGCUGAGAUGCCUCCUCAGUUGACCGAAAUUUUCAAGUUACUAAGUGACCCCUUAAUUCCAGUUAAAGGUCAUGCUCUUAUUGAACUGAGUCGAUUGCUUGAGUCUAAGGAUUCCUGUAUUAUCGGGUUUGAGGAUAAAAUUUAUGAUACUCUUGUGGAAUGCAUGCACCACGAUGACAGUUAUAUCUACUUGAAUGCUAUUCGAGGUCUCUCCGCCAUCGGAAAUGCAUUCACAGAUCGUCUUCUUCCCUUUCUUCUUGAUCAAUUCCUUAACAAAACUGCCAAUGUUGAAUUUCGACUGAAAAUUGGCGAGGCUAUUGUUCGAGUUUUGCGUGAAUUGGGUGAAAUCGCUCCGAAAUACCGAGAUUCAAUUGUUGGAGGACUUAUCACAGCCUCUAAAGAUGAUUCCGAGUUUAUUCGAGCAGCUAGUCUUUCAAAUCUUGCCGAAAUAUGUCGGCUUCUGGGCAAAUCCAUCCAGUCUGUCGUCUAUGAGGCAAGCGAAUAUUUCUCUAGUUGA